Messenger RNA from Lichtheimia ornata, 288 nucleotides. RefSeq lists its product as uncharacterized. NCBI's taxonomy places the organism in Eukaryota, Fungi, Mucoromycota, Mucoromycetes, Mucorales, Lichtheimiaceae. Gene Ontology annotation, cellular component: cytoplasm; lysosome; Ragulator complex. Gene Ontology annotation, molecular function: guanyl-nucleotide exchange factor activity. Gene Ontology annotation, biological process: positive regulation of TORC1 signaling; cellular response to amino acid stimulus. The record is from RefSeq and is a predicted model, not a curated record. The transcript is spliced from 4 exons. Bases 1 to 288 code for a protein of 95 amino acids.
AUGGAAACACAGCUAAUGACAGUUCUCGACGACAUAGCCAACAGGGAAGGUGUUCAAGGCGUGCUCAUUGCCGAUGAGAAGGGAUUGUGUCUCGGAACUCGAGGCGUUGCAAAGAGUGAGACAGCAGCUUUUGCAGCAUCUAUUGCACGAACGGCACGCGAGUUGCUUCCACCAGGGACUACUGAGCUAAACGAUAGGACCGAUUAUCCUACCAUCAACAUUGACUACAAGAAUCACAAAGUGGUUAUCCGCAACGAAGGCUCUUUUACGCUUGCUAUCUUCAUGUAG